AUAAAAUUCCAACGGCAGGCAGCUCGUAAGUCGUAACCUCUCUGCUGCCUGCUACUUUUUAUCUGACUUUCCCAUUGACGCUUCGCUGUAAAACCCUAAAAACAAAUACUUUUCUCUUACACUCGCUUCACCUCCAUCAAUGGCGGCUGCUACUAAUUUCUCUCACUCGCCCUUCAUUUCUAAAACCCUAACUCACUCUCUAAACCAUAACCCACUUCCCAAAAACCCAACUUUGCCUUUCAAACUCUCAAAAAGCUACUCUCUCAAGGCAGUUAUAUCCCAGCAAAACCCUGCUACAGCCACAACACAGAAAACGCAGUUUAAGCAUUGUUUUACAAAAUCCCAAGAUGGAUUUCUCUACUGUGAGAGCCUUAAGGUUCAGGAGAUUAUGGAGAGUGUUGAGAAGAGACCAUUUUAUUUGUACAGUAAGCCACAGAUUACUAGAAAUGUUGAGGCUUAUAAGGAUGCUUUACAAGGAUUGAGUUCUAUCAUUGGGUAUGCUAUUAAGGCUAAUAAUAACUUGAAGAUUUUGGAGCAUUUGAGAGGGUUGGGUUGUGGUGCUGUUUUGGUUAGUGGUAACGAGCUUAGGCUGGCUCUCCGUGCCGGUUUCGAUCCCACGAGGUGUAUUUUUAAUGGAAAUGGGAAGCUGUUGGAUGAUUUGGUUUUAGCUGCUCAAGAAGGUGUUUUUGUUAACGUGGAUAGUGAAUUCGAUUUGGAAAAUAUUGUGGCUGCUGCUAGAAUUGCUGGCAAGAAGGUUAAUGUUCUACUUCGGAUCAACCCAGAUGUUGACCCUCAGGUCCAUCCUUAUGUUGCUACUGGGAAUAAGAACUCGAAAUUUGGUAUUAGAAAUGAGAAGCUGCAAUGGUUUCUGGAUGCUGUGAAGGCACACCCUAAUGAGCUGAAGCUUGUGGGGGCCCAUUGCCAUCUUGGAUCAACCAUCACCAAGGUGGACAUAUUCAGAGAUGCUGCAGCUCUUAUGGUUAACUACAUUGAUGAAAUCCGAGCCCAGGGAUUUGAAGUUGAUUACUUGAACAUUGGAGGUGGUUUGGGUAUAGAUUAUUAUCAUUCUGGUGCUGUCCUUCCUACUCCAAGAGAUCUCAUUGACACUGUUCGUGAACUGGUGCUCUCACGAGAUCUCAAUCUCAUUAUUGAACCUGGGAGAUCUCUCAUUGCAAAUACUUGCUGCCUGGUGAACAGGGUCACUGGGGUUAAAACUAAUGGAACAAAAAAUUUUGUUGUGAUAGAUGGAAGCAUGGCUGAACUUAUCCGCCCUAGUCUUUAUGAUGCUUAUCAACACAUAGAGCUUGUUUCUCCUGCGUCACCCAGUGCGGAAGUUUCAACUUUUGAUGUGGUUGGUCCUGUCUGUGAGUCAGCAGAUUUCCUGGGAAAGGAUAGAGAACUUCCAACUCCUGCUAAGGGAGCUGGUUUGGUUGUUCAUGAUGCAGGUGCUUACUGUAUGAGCAUGGCGUCGACAUACAAUCUCAAGAUGCGCCCUCCUGAGUACUGGGUUGAAGAUGAUGGAUCAGUCUCCAAAAUUCGACAGGGAGAGACAUUUGAAGACCAUAUUCGGUUCUUCGAGGGUCUUUGAUUGCAGACUGUAACCAUUUCUGCUGAGGCAAUUAGACCUAAUUUUUGCCUCUAUCGUGUAAUCUGCAUAUCCCACUCUGCUGGUUAUUAUGUAGAAUCCAGAUAUUCAAUUAGCAGCUGCAUUGUUGUCAAAAUCGUCGGUUUACUCGUAAUAUCAGUAAAAUAAUGAGUUUGCGAGUUUACUA
Molecule: messenger RNA, 1772 nt
Organism: Populus trichocarpa (black cottonwood)
Lineage: Eukaryota; Viridiplantae; Streptophyta; Magnoliopsida; Malpighiales; Salicaceae
Product: diaminopimelate decarboxylase 2, chloroplastic
Exons: 8
Coding region: 140-1588 (482 amino acids)
Cellular component (GO): chloroplast
Molecular function (GO): diaminopimelate decarboxylase activity
Source: RefSeq, a predicted model, not a curated record